Cryptotermes secundus is the source of this 5320-nucleotide messenger RNA. RefSeq lists its product as uncharacterized. Lineage: Eukaryota; Metazoa; Arthropoda; Insecta; Blattodea; Kalotermitidae. The transcript has 4 exons. The record is from RefSeq and is a predicted model, not a curated record. Bases 1951 to 4161 code for a protein of 736 amino acids.
CCAGUCGUGUGUCGUUGCGAGCUGUUAGUUGUAAUCAGACUCCGUUGGGUUUGUGGCUGCGCUAGAACGGUGUCGAGGAGAGCUGUAGGCUCGAAAACGCGAAAUAUGCGCAAGUAAGGCAUAUAUGUGUUCUAUAAUUUUAUGCAUAUAACAGUUUAUGCUAAUACACAAAGCACGUUAAGGUAGCACAUUUAUAUUCUGGGCAAUUAACGAAUACGAAGGUGUAACAGUUGAUUCGUUUUUCAGUAAUAAUUACGCGAAAAGGAAUAACUGUUCAGCAUUUAUGGCUGAUGGAACACAGUGCUGCAAACUCUUCAGAAGGUCGUCUUAGGAGCAACAAAAUAACUAAACCGAUUUUACUGUUCUUGUCUUUCGUGCAGUAACGUCCGCAACUGUAAACACACAAACAGCUUGACAGCACGCCGUUUAGAUGAGCUGUCACUAUUCAGCAUUGUCACUUUGUUACUUUGUGCGCAGUUUGCUAGGAGAAUUUCCGUUUUCUGUAAAUUCAUCUACUUUAUAACAAUAAUAAAUAUAAAACUAAAGUAAGAGACAAAUGUCUUACUCCUAGUUUCGUAGUGAUAAUAAAAUUUGUUUUUGUAAUUUAAAUAAUAAUACAGUUAUAAAUCAAGAUUUUAUUACUGGUGAAGAUAAGGAAUAUAAGAAGCAGGAUGCAUGAGUCAUAAAAUAGCUUCAUACGUCCGUACAGACUCAGAAAAAGCGGAAAUAGUGCAUCGGAUGGACGACUGACUUUCGCUGAAAUUUGCUGUGCUUUGCUAGAUGAAUCACGACACUGGCCUCACCCAAGAAGUUGUAGUAGAUCUACCGGAAGCGACAUCGAAAUGCAUCAAGAUCGACUCUUGCGAAGAAGACAGGAUAGAUAAAUGUUAUCUGUUGCAAUAAAUACAAGGAGCCGGUCCUUCGUUUUGCUUGGAAUCCGGUUACAGAACAAUAAAAUGUUAUCUAAUGGUUAGUGAAGGAUCUAGAAAUAAAACACAACAACUUGAUGGGCUCUGUAACAUGGCGACAAAAAAUGUCGGGCAAGCAGAAUGAACUAGAACAAAAUCUGAGAUGUUAAGUUGCUUUCUGUGUUCAUAAUGCAGGUACAGCGGAAAUUCCUAUUCGGUUAAAACAGAAGAUAAAGAAGUUGUGGUCUGACGACAAAAAGAAAAACCCUCUGGAGCUCUACUGUGUGUUCCGAUCUACAGAUAGAGCAGAAGAAAACGCGUGUCUGACUGCUUCGAAGUUACAGGAGACGGAAAUGACGUUUUACGUCCAUCUCAGUGACCACUUCCUUCUUAUUAUUAGUAGCUGACUCCAUUGCUGCUUUCCUCAUUUUGUUUUUCUUCUUUGGAAGAUAUAACUUUCCACUGGGAACAAAGCAAGGUUGUAGGGAAAUAAGAGACAGAAGGUGUUUUAUUACCAAAUCUAGUCAAAUACAGAUUAAUCGAAUUAAUGCAAGCUUAAUGAGCAGCACAGUGAGUGGCAACUUGCCUUCAAACGCGAUUUUUAAAAGGUAAUAGAAGAGUGGAAGUAGAAAAUCCAAUAACAGCUAAAUGUCAAUGAAAAUAAUUCAUAUGUGAAGGGGUGUCCAAACAGUUACUUGCACAACUAUGAAAUUAGCAAAGCCAAUGCACUAAAAGCGAUUAAUGCAUUCUGUUUAAGUACGUGCAUAGUGGUGACAGUGCACCAGCCUCUGAAUGCUUCACAUGAUUAUUCAUUGUACCAAAGCAUCAUUUACAUAAAUCCAUUUUUUAUUAAUUAAUUUAAUACGAAGAGUAGUGAACGGAAGGAAUAAUUUUUCGUCGCUUUUUAAAUCGAAGGAAAAUGGAUGAAUUUAUCUCCACUACGAAGGAUUUACUAUCAAGAGUCGAUGCGAAAUAUGGAGAUAAUAGAAAUGUGAAGUUGAAAUAAGUUCAGGAGUGCGAGUGGUUUGUGGGCAGUGCAACAAUGACUCAGCAACAGCAGCCACUGAUGUUAUGUCAAGAUGGCGGCGGUGGUGUUGUGGCGGGCUCAGCUGGAUCCACUAGUAUAUGUGGAAAAGAUUUUCGAGAACGCACCCUUCGUUCACUAAAAUUAUCACUGGGAAAGUUAUGGAAGCGGAGAUCAGUCACUAUUACUGAAUACGACCCUACCUACAAGGUGGCGUACCUCGGAAACGUGCUGACAGGAUGGGCCAAAGGUGAAGGCUGUGUGGAGAAGCCGCUGUCAACUCUGUGGAAGAAUUACACUGGCAGUUCCAAGCCGGACGUGCAAAUGAAGGUGACCGUGACCCAGGCGGGCCUCAAGGCCGUCACAAAGGAACACGGUCUUACAGAGUACUGGAGUCAUCGCAUCACGUACUGUGCAGCCCCGGCCUCCUUCCCACGAAUUUUCUGUUGGGUGUACCGCCACGAAGGGCGGAAGCUGAAACAAGAACUUCGAUGUCAUGCUGUGUUGUGCUCUAAAGAGGCCGUAGCUAGACGUAUGGCAUCUCAGCUAAAGGCCAAACUAGCUCAAUCACUUUCAGAGUUCAAACGUGACAAAGUGUGUCGACAGAAUGCUCGACUGUCUCUUGCAAAUUCUGUUUACGAGAACCCUUCCUUACCACGGAGGAAGAUUCUUCUAUCAACAGGCUCUCAUAACUAUAGACCUCCACUUGAAAGAUCAAAAUCAGCUCCUAAAUUGAUGGUAAUCGAAGAAAGUAUUGAAGAAGGAGAAGAAGAAUAUACAGAUCUACCAAGAGACCAUGUUAAUAGACUGUACAAAGACGCCAGUGUUCUCAUUAGGUUAGAAGAAGUGCCUGGCGAGGAAAAGUAUCAGGACCAUCCAAAGGGAACUGAGAAUAUGACUCAGAGGUGCAAUGAUAAUAAUGAUGAAAGAGAACAAAGUGAUAGUCCGACAUCUCGAGGGACAGUGAGGCGCCAUGAUAACAGUGAUGAAAGAGAGCAAAGCGAUAGUCCGGCAACUCGAGGGACAUUGAGGACAUUGAGGCUCCAUGAUAACAGUGAUGAAAGAGAGCAAAGUGAUAGUCCGACAUCUCGAGGGACAUUGAGGCGCCAUGAUAACAGUGAUGAAAGAGAGCAAAGUGAUAGUCCGACAUUUCGAGGGACAUUGAGGACAGUGAGGCGCCAUGAUAACAGUGAUGAAAGAGAUCAAAGUGAUAGUCCGACAUCUCGAGGGACAUUGAGGACAGUGAGGCGCCAUGAUAACAGUGAUGAUAGAGAGCAAAGUGAUAGUCCGGCAACUCGAGGGACAAUGAAGGAGAGGGGUGUAGUUGAGAAAGAGGUGAAUGACAUGUCAUUUGAUAAAUGUAGCCGACUGACUAGUGUUACAAUGGGUGAUAAUGAGUCGGGUAAUUUAGAAGGAAAUAGUUUGUCAGUGUACAGGUUUGAAAACAAUCCAGAACACGUCAGUGAUAGGGAAACAGCAUCCAGUCAUGGUUUGCCAAGGUUCAGAGGAUCAGGACAUGAAUUCAAGAGAAAUGUGGUCUCGAAUUUAGAGACUAGGAGUACAAGUGAGGAUGGUGAUAGUUGGAGAAGAAAUGUAAGUAAUUAUCACACCGAGAGAUUAUUGGUUAUUGGUUCCUGUAAAGAUGGUGAUGUCCGACGAUGUAUCCCAAUAUCGGGAGGAGUGAAUCAAGAAGGAAUUAGGAACAGUCAGAGGGAAUUUGAAAGUGAUGAAGGAUCGAACAGUUUACAAAGCAUUUCUAGCAGUGCAAGUUGUAGUUCUGACAACUCAUCUCGUGUUUCUUCGGAUCUUACGCCUCUUGUCUCUUACAUAUAUGAGGACUCAGAAAUUCAGACUACUGAAGAUGAAGUGGAGGUUCAUCUGCAUCCCACAGGUGAAUCUGCUGCCUCCAAUUUGGAUCAGCUGUCGGCUCAGUUGAGGCGAUCGGCGACUUUUCCUCCACCUUCAGCGCUUGUUUAUGCCAAUGGGGGUGAGGUCUCUGAGCUUGACUCGCUGUCAGAGGAAGAUGAUGCGAUGGAAACCCCAGGGCAACAUGAGGAAGAGGAGGAGAGUGAUGAAAGUGGCUAUGUAGAACUUAUGGAUUCUGGAGUGAAAGAAUCUGGAGAAAGUACUCUCUCAUCUGAUAGGAAAGAGACAGAUUUGGCCCAUCAUCAGAUGAUGAAGAUCAUCCUCAGAGGAGACAGCCGUAGUUCACAUUGCCUGCAGGUGUGAUGUCAUUUGAUUAUUAUCUAAGGAGUUUUGACGGUUAUAUUGGUUUUAACACCUUCCCAGGUAUCGUGUUGGGAAUGUAGCUUACAGUUCACAUUUUGCCUUCCUUUAGAUAUACUGUCACUUCAUCAGGAUAUAUAAUAUAUAUAAUAUAUUUAAUAACCUUGUAUUCCUUAAUGGAUUUCAUGCAAAAUAAACAAGUUGACAAGCUGUGACUUAUUUUAGAGUAUCAAGGGCCUUUAUAGUUCAGCCAAAGAUAUCUAAUAUUAGAAUCUUGUUAUAUUCAUAAAAAUGUUAUCACUGACAGUUGAAUUUGAAGGAACAGCAUCUGCAUUACGGCUUUUUGGCUCUCCUCUUGUCCUUAGAAUAAGGUGUCAGGAGUCAGUGUUAUGUUUGUUGUCAUUAGUCAUCAAAGUAUUGACACCCUUUCAAAAAUUCACAUUUAGUAUGCCUUUGUUCUGUAACUAUAUACUUGAUUACCAGUAUUGCACUAAUUCAUAUACCUUGGGAAAUGUUUAUUUCCAAAAGAUUUUGUGGUCAUAAUUGUCAAUAUGGUUACAGAUUAUGGAAGAGAUGAAUUUUGUUGCUAUUCUUCUGCCCUUCAAGAACAGUUUUAUGGUAGUUAAAAAGAUUAUUUGACAGAUGCUUACAGUUAAAAUUAUGGUAUUCUUCACAUGGAGAGAAUAAAAUACCUACAGAUUGAAGUGUUAUGAAAUAUGGUACUGAGGAGUAAUGUAACCAUUUUCUUAACCACUCUGAAGCAUAUAAAAUGGUGGAAUAGGCAAAGAAAAGCAGAAAUGAAACGGGUUCAGCAUGUGACAUUAUUAUUAUUUAAAAUGACCUUGGUGGUGAAUAUGAGCUUUCACACUGGAAUGGGAAAACUUUGGUUUGUAAUUUUAUCAUAAGUGAUUUAUGACUUAAAUAUAAUUGUAAAGAACUGUAAAGGGUUCAUAUCUAUCUUUAUGAGAGUUUGUGAUUUUUUGACUGAGAUGCCCAAGUUUUCCCAGUCCUACUUUAGAAUAUAAGUAUGAAUACAUAUCAAUUAGGAAUCGUACUCAUAGCACUAUCAAUUAUUGUAACAGUAUUUUGUAGUAUUCUUGUCACCACUAUUUCUGUACAGAAUGUAAUGGGAAUGGAAUCAAAAUACAAGUUACUGUAUAUA